AUGGUAUGUCUGGCCGUUUCCCUGAUAGCGAUGCUGCUCGUUCUCGCGGUCGACCUUCUUAACCCCCAGCCCCAGUCGGAGGCUCGCAAGCACAAGCUCAAGACCCUUGUGCCUGCUCCCCGAUCCUUCUUCAUGGACGUCAAGUGCCCCGGCUGCUUCACAAUCACCACCGUCUUCUCGCAUGCCCAGACCGUCGUCAUCUGCGCUGGCUGCUCUACCGUCCUUUGCCAACCCACCGGUGGAAAGGCCAGAUUGACCGAGGGAUGCUCUUUCAGGAGAAAGUAG
This is a messenger RNA of Nannizzia gypsea CBS 118893, 285 nucleotides long. RefSeq names its product 40S ribosomal protein S27. Gene Ontology annotation, molecular function: structural constituent of ribosome; RNA binding. Bases 1 to 285 code for a protein of 94 amino acids. Gene Ontology annotation, cellular component: cytosolic small ribosomal subunit; ribosome. The record is from RefSeq and is a predicted model, not a curated record. NCBI's taxonomy places the organism in Eukaryota, Fungi, Ascomycota, Eurotiomycetes, Onygenales, Arthrodermataceae. The transcript is spliced from 3 exons. Gene Ontology annotation, biological process: translation; ribosomal small subunit assembly.